Cladocopium goreaui is the source of this 689-nucleotide messenger RNA. Lineage: Eukaryota; Dinophyceae; Suessiales; Symbiodiniaceae. The record is from the annotation of a GenBank genome assembly.
ACUGGGCCUGCACCGUUGCACCGUCCUUGCUGCUCAAAGCCCAUCAUAUGCGAUGCGGCAGUUUCACCAUGGCCGGCACGGAGACAUUGAGGUACAAAGAUGAACUGGAUCAAGUCAAAGACCGCAUUGGUGGCCUCUUGCAACAGCUGGAGUCAGAGGAGGAUCCUCGCGCAAAGCAACGCCUCCAGAAAAAGGUGACCCGAAGAGUGAGUCGCGUGGUAAACCUCGAGCCAGUGGAAGCUGAAACUCAACCACCCGAGACCUUUCACGAUGUGCGUGAAAAGUUAGACGACCUUUUGGGGCAACUGCACCUCGAAGAGCGGCAACAUGUGCUCUCCCAGGUCGUCGAGUGGUUCGUGGGUCACACACCUGCAGCCCAGAAGGACAUUGCAGUCCUGGAGAGGGCCGACAAAGAGCGCAUUCUUCCUGAUUCAUCUCGUGGACGGCCAUUGCCGCAGGAUGACUGCAAGAAGGGGACGACAUCGCGAGGCAUGUCAUUGGUUUAUGGUUUUGUCUUCAUUGUGUUUGCCGUUGCAUUCACACGCUUCGUCCUGCUGAGGCCAUUGCCGCAGGAUGACUGCAAGAAGGGGUUUAACAAUCGCUAUGACAAGGCGUGGAAUCAGAAGCUCGGUCGAAACUUCACGACCCCCAUCCCACAGUUCAGCACGGACGGAUGUGUGAUUUACUGA